This is a messenger RNA of Parus major (Great Tit), 4599 nucleotides long. RefSeq names its product NADH:ubiquinone oxidoreductase complex assembly factor 5 (gene NDUFAF5). Gene Ontology annotation, molecular function: S-adenosylmethionine-dependent methyltransferase activity. The coding region runs from base 21 to 1046 and encodes 341 amino acids. The transcript has 11 exons. Gene Ontology annotation, cellular component: mitochondrion. Gene Ontology annotation, biological process: mitochondrial respiratory chain complex I assembly. Lineage: Eukaryota; Metazoa; Chordata; Aves; Passeriformes; Paridae. The record is from RefSeq and is a predicted model, not a curated record.
GGCCGCGCGAGGCCGAGGCGAUGAGGGCCCUGGCGCGGCUGGCGCUGAGGGCGCGGUGGUGCCGCCCGCUCUGGGCGAUGCCGGCAAGGGCCGCCGCCGCUUCGCCUCCUCCUCACGCCACAACCUCGCCGGGCUCGGGCGCGCUGAACCCCUUCGACCGCCGGCUGAAGCGGAAGCAGAAGAACUGGGCGGCGCUGCAGGCCGAGCCCGCCAAGUGCGAUUACCUGCGGGAGGAGGUUGGCGGCAGGAUCGCGGACCGGGUGUUCGACAUCACCAGAACGUUUCCUCUCGCUUUGGAUGUUGGCUCUGGAAGAGGUUACAUAGCUCAGCACUUAACCAAGGAAACAGUUGAAAAACUUAUUCAAGUUGAUAUCGCAGAGAAUGCUUUAAAAAAUGCUGUAGAAUCUGAAAUCCCAACAGUCAGGGUUGUAGCUGAUGAAGAAUUCCUUCCUUUCAAAGAAGAUACGUUUGAUCUUGUUGUCAGCAGCUUAAGCUUACAUUGGGUGAAUGAUCUUCCUAAGGCUUUCAGAGAGAUCCACCAGGUGCUGAAGCCCGACGGAGUGUUCAUUGGGGCCAUGUUUGGGGGGGACACCCUGUACGAGCUGCGCUGCUCUCUGCAGCUGGCCGAGCUGGAGAGGGAAGGGGGCUUCUCUCCUCACGUGUCGCCCUUCACCGCCGUCGCCGAUCUGGGACAUCUGCUCUCCAGGGCCGGCUUUAACACCCUCACCGUGGAUACUGAUGAAAUCCAAGUGAACUAUCCAGGGUUAUUUGAGGUUAUGGAAGACUUACAAGGUAUGGGGGAGAGUAAUUGCUCUUGGAAUAGAAAACCUCUGCUACACAGGGAGACAAUGCUGGCAGCUGCUGCAAUAUACCAAGAAAUGUACGGAAACAGCGAUGGCUCGGUACCUGCCACAUUUCAGAUCUACUACAUGAUUGGCUGGAAAUACCAUGAGUCACAGGCAAAACCAGCCCAGCGAGGUUCUGCGACAGUUUCAUUUGGAGAUCUGGCAAAAAUAGAAGGACUUCUUAAAAGAGGAAAAAAAUAGCUGUUCAUCAGAAAUAAUAAUUGUCUUAAAACUUCUAUAAAAGUUUUGACUGCAAACAGUCUUCACUUGUGCUUAUUUAGUGAUGACAUCCUGAAAUGAUAAUAAAGUAUGCACAGUAGAGGUUUUUGUACUGCUACGGCAUCAUCUGUAUAAAAUGCUGUUAAUUUUUUGUUUCUAGAUAAACAUUUGAGCAGUUUGCUCUCCCAAGUCUUUGAGAGAGCAAUUCAGCUCUCAACUGUUCAUUAAAUUUGCUAUUUUCAAAAAUAAUGUCUCUUCCAGCAUUUCAGUAUCACAGGCUGCUCCAGGUAUGGUUUACAUGUCUUGAAUGUAUUUUUUAAUUAUUUCUCAAGGAUAGUAGAUCAUAAUAAAUAAUAGUGUAUUAUAAAAGUAAAGAAUGGUAGCAGGUAUAUUUAUGAGAAAUCCUAUAAGAGAAACUACCAGAAAAUACAAAGAUGUAAAUUAUUAUGGUUUUUAUGAGUUGGAAAGCAUGGGUAAAAAGUUGCUGUAAGUAUUGUUUCAGAUUUGAAUAAUUAAGUGAUAGUUUAUCUAAAAGUUAGUUGAAAAUUACAUUUACAGGUUACUUUCCACUUUCCUAUGUCAAAGGCUAAAGAGCAAGGAGAGCAAUUUUCUCUUUAGCUGUGCUGUGGAGCUAUGACUUUUCCUAUCUAUAACUGCAUUAUCAGAAAUUGAUACUAAUUGCAGCUAUGAUUCAUUAAUAUGAGAGGUUUAGAAAAGAUACCUGCCCAGAGAUUUUACUUGAUUGUAGCAUUAAUAGAGAUGGGGAGAAACAGAAGGAAUGAAGGCGAUACAACCAAAUAUACAGUUCAAUAAGUUUUAUCAUAGUAUCUGAGUGGUGUAGCAAUCCUGGUGGAACUAAAGCCUUUAUAAGUUUAUUUCCUAGUUUUUUUAAAGAUUAUCCACCAGGUGGAGUUUGACAGAGCUUGUUCAUACCCAACAGGCCAAGUAGGCAGAAGCCUUCCCAUCUCUAAAGUCCUGAUCUGGGGAGUUAUUUUAUCAACCAGGCUUUGACUUUGAAUAAGAAAUGGACAGAGAUGGUACAAAUCAUGAGUAGGAUGCCAACAGUAUUCUGUCCUGUUAUUGCUUACAAACCUAACCCAUAAUUUUUCAAAGGAAAUGAGUUCAUAUUUUCUUUUCCUAGAAAAGAACAGUGUUUCUGGAAAAAGUGGGAGAGACUCUAAAUGGUCUGAUAACCUUUAAAGCCCUCUAAAGACUAAAUAUAAAACAAGAGCUUGUUUCUGUGAAAGCCUACUUUUCUUUGAUAUUACAUCAGUGGACUCAGUACAAGAUACUGCAUUUCUCUACAGGUCUUAUCUUAAAUAAGAUUCCCUUGUUUCUGGAGGAAUCUCUGGUUUCCCAGAUGUAGGUAUCUGUGGAGUUGUGUCAAAUUAAUGUAACUUUAUAAACCAUUGCUUUAGUAGGUUAAUUUCCAGGCACUUGAGCUGGUGGUUGUGACUCAGACGUGUUAAGGCAAUGAGGAGGUGGAAUAUGCUGGGUAAAUGUUAAUUGGAGAAGUGCUCCUACUGUGCUCCUUUGAAGUACUCAAGUUAUGGAGGCAAGGAAGGAUUUCCAGUUCUUUGAUUUCAUGUUUCAUAGAUGGCAUACAUAAAUAGUGAAGUGUUUUGGUAAUGGAGAAACAUAUCUUCUGAACAGGGAGAAAGGAUGAGUAGCUUUCCUCCUAGCCCUUGGUGGGGGGAAAUAAGGUGUAGAUAUUCCAUUAAUUUGGAAAUGGGCUGGGGAGUAAUAGAAGUAAGGAGUAGUAAAUAUGGCAUUGGAGCAGUGCGAGUUGGAAUUGGGGAACAUGUAACAGGCAAGCAAAGUGUUCAUUUCCCUGGCUGUGUUUGAAUAACUGCCUUUUCUGAGGGUUUUUAACUGAAAUCAUGUGGGUUUUUUGUAGUACUUCUUGGAAUUCUAGGUUACUCCUGGUUUCUACUAGCUGCUUGAAUAAUUAACUUUGAAAACAGUUUACUAUGAACAGAUGCUUUUGUCACAAGGCUCUGUUUCAUUUUAAUUAUUUUUCAGAUUUAAGUCUUUAUGGCUUUCUAAAAUUAUUAUGGAGAAGAACGUGGUUGCCAGUUGCUACCCUACUAAUUUGUGUAUCCUGAGAGUCAGCUUUUACAGAGUGAGUAACUUCUAAAAGGUAGUUGUGAAGGUGAUGUAAUGUCUCUUGUAAGCUUAGUUAAUUUUAGAAGCUUUAUGCAUAAUACAGAAUAUUUUUCUCCUGAACACAGAAUGAGAAAGGAAUUCAAGGAGAUAAUUAUUUUGAUUCAUCAAAAGCUAGGAGCCCAUAAAUAAAAUAAAGUUUAGAAGAAGCAUGGUUGCACUUAAUGUAAGUAUUUUUAUUUUAGAGUUUGAGUCACAAAUCAGUGAGAAUGCUUGGUCUGGGUCUUUAGUUACAAGAUCUGUCAAUGUAUAGUUUUAUUCAAGUCUCUUAAAGAUAAAAGGAUGAGAUCCUGUAUUUUCAAGACUAAGAAUUUGUGAAGUUAAAACAUGAGAGAGGAUUUUUCAUUACUUCUAAUUUAUAAAAAUGUCAUCAGCAGAAGUAAAAAAGUGAACCAAACAAAAUUAAAUUUAACUGUAUUUCUUUACACUGUUUAAAAAAGAAAAAUAUGAGUGACACUCUUUUAAUGUUUUCUGGAAAAACUAGGAGCUAAUGCUGAGCUUUCAGUUGCAGGGGGAGGAACACACCAAGCUUUCUUACGGUGUUUAAUUGGAAUUUCCUGAAGCAAGAACCUGAUCCCAGGGAUUAAAUCCUUAGAGCAUCUUGUUUAAGAAGGCACAUUUUGGAAGGCUAGCAUGUAUGUUAUACCUCUUAAGUUUUCAUUUGUCUAAUCCAAAGACUUAAUGUGCUCUUUUCAAAGAGGUGAUCCAUUUUUGCCCAGGCUUUGUAGCCAUUAUUUUGGAGGAGUGCAGUUAUUGUAGUGCUUUGAUUGGAAUCAGUCUGAGUACUGAAGGAAGUGUGACCUAUGUAGAUAGUGGUUUGAUUUCCUGAAUAUCUUGGGUGCCUUCAGGUGCAAGAAAAGGAAGAAGAGAAUAAAAAAGAAAAAUAAAAACCUGAGUAAGGUAAGUUUAGCUGGAGGCUACAUAUCAGAGUGAAGCAGAAGACACUGAAGGAGUGUAUUUGCUGCUUGUAAGGGAAAUACAGCUCAUGCCUUACUUAAAUCAAGUUAGAAUUGAAGUGAUUUGUUGAUUUAUUGGUAGCUUGUAAUUAACUCUUAGUCCAUAACCUCUGCAUGCAGGAUUAAUAGCAGCAAUAUAGCAGAUAAAUGACUACUAGACCCUUACAAAACCUUAGUAAACACCUUCACAAAACCUAAACACACUCCUAUAGCAACCCCACAGCACCCACACAUACACCCUCAAAUUUGCAGGUAAAUGCUCAUUCCUGUCCCUUUGCCGGGAGGUUUCAGUGGUAUGAGCCCACCUUUCUGAGAAUGUGUUAUCCUGUGUUCUUCCAUCAUCUGAGGAGAUGUGGAUGCUGUGGUUGUGUUCUCACCUGGGCUGUUCCUAUCACCCACUAAUCCACCCAGCUGUU